Odocoileus virginianus texanus is the source of this 7285-nucleotide messenger RNA. NCBI's taxonomy places the organism in Eukaryota, Metazoa, Chordata, Mammalia, Artiodactyla, Cervidae. The record is from RefSeq and is a predicted model, not a curated record.
GUACUAUAUUUAUGUUCUCUCCUUUCCUUGUCCCUAGUCUUCCUAAUACAUGACAUCUGUGGGCUCAGAGAGACAAGAGCCAAUUUGCUUGCCCAAAUUAGAUGCCAGGUCUUAAUAUAAUUAUGAAAUUUCUUCCUCCCUUUCUUUCAUUUCUUCAAGUAUUUGUUGAGCGUAUACUAUGUGCUAGGUAUUCUCUCUGGUGUCUCCAGUGUUUUUUUCAUGUAUCCCUUUCCCCUCUCUGUGAUUGCUUUCUGUAUCAGAUUUCUUCCUUUCCUCCACCUCUCUGUGACCUGCAAACCUGUUUUCAGGGCAGUUCAGCUAUAAAUCAUUUGCAUGACUCUCAUAGUGCUCCCCUUCCUAGAGAAAUUUGACAUGUGAUUGUCUAUUGUUGUAUCAAAUAUUUCAUGUUCAAUAAAUCUUAGACAUCAGUUUGCAAGCAGGAACCUUCUCCAAAACCUUAGGUCCCACCACUUGGUAACCACCCACUGGGAAUAUCCAUGAGACUGGUCCCUUCAUUGGCUCCUUUUUGAGAAAAUACGUUAACAUUGCUCUUUAGACAGAGUUCCAAAUCCUUUUAAUUGCACACAAGACCCUGCAUAAUCCAGCCUCCUACUUAACAGUUUAGACUCUUUCUGCUCCAUUGGAAGAAAACCACAUUGAAAUUUUGUUGAAUCUUUGAUAGAAAUACCAUCUAACCUUAGCAUGUUUCUACUUGGAGUGUUCUAGUCAUCAACCCCUUUCACCACAAUAACUCCCAUUCCUACUUCAAGUCCCAUUUUAAAUGUUACUACUUAUGGGGAGCUUCCCAGACUCCUAGUGAGACUGGGAUUAGGUUCCCUGAUAAAUGAUCUCAUAGCACCCAAUAAUUUUCAGAGCACCUGAAAAUUGUUGUGUUCAGUUGUUUCAUGAAUGUAUGAAACAUCCAUAGUUGUGUUCAGUUACUUGUCUCAUGGACGUAUACCUCAUCAACUGGUCUUCACAGCUGUUAUGUUUAUUAUUAUGUACCAAGCAUCUGGCAGAAUGCUGGGCUCAUAGUAAAUAUCUGUGGACUAUAUACAUGACCAAUCAUAAGUACUUUGUAGGUACUAAUCAUGAGUACUUACUAAUCCUAUGUACCAUGCCUCUUAAGUCAAAACUUCAUCAAGAGUUUCCUUAUUUAUUAUUUGGUAAUUUAAAAACUGAUUAGCCCUGCCCUGCAGAGUGGUCACCUACUGUCAAGGGCCUCUCAUCUUGGGCAGAUUCUAUACUUGGAUUCUAUUCUCAUUGUCUCACACUUGAGCUUUCCCAAUUUCAGUCCACCCUGUUAGAUCCUACCGAAUUAAUUCUCCCCAAACACUGAUCUGACCAGGUGACUCUUUGGCUUAAAAGAGUUGGCUACAGAAUAAAGCUCAGACCUCCCCUAGCCUUCAAGCCCAUCUGUAUUCUGAUUCGGACCUAAAUUUCUGUAUUCAUUUAUUCUGUAAAGUAAAUGGUUUGUUACACCAUGACGUUUUUAUUCACUAUUUUUGUUUACAUUAUUUAUUCCACUCAGAAGCACCCCCUUCUCUUCUGUUACCAAACUUCGAUCCAUGUUAAGAGUACAGGUUAUGCCCCAUUUUCUCUGUAUAACAAUCCCUAGCCACCUGUGUUAGAAUACUUUCAGCUGUAAGUGAGGAGGCUAAUCUCAAAUGGGUUUAAGAAAGAAAAAGAAUAUUGAUUCAUGUAAUUGAUAAGUCCAAGUAUAGAGUUUAAAUAUGACUUUAGGUAAAAUAUUAUCAGGAAUCAUUCUGUCUGAAUUCUGCUGAUUCUUUUGAUCUGUUGAUUUCUUUCUGAGUUAGUUUUACCAGGGAGUGGGUGACAAUAAGUUUCAUGGGGAGCCCCAUAAACUCAAGGUUAAAAUCCUACCAACUUAACCACCUUGGGAAAAAUGAACUUCUCUUUGUUAAAAGUUCCAACAAAAGUCCUAAAAAAGGAUCGGUUACACGCCCAUCCUGAACCUAUUGCUACGGUACUCUGAUUAACCUGGUCUGGGUCAUUCAUCCAUUCCUAGACAAACAGGCAGAGUAAACCUCACAGAACUGCAUUAACAGACAAUGGGGGUUGGGUGAGUCCCCAUAGGAAAAUCAGAUACUGUUACCAGAAGGGGAAAUGGAAACUAGGCAGGCAAAAACAACAGCUAUCCAUUCUACCACUCCAAAUGUAUGGUCUGAAUAUGCGUUGCUUGGCAGCUCGGGUCAACUAUAAGACUUUGAUUAUCAUCUGUGCGCUCUUCACUUUGGUCACAGUACUUUUGUGGAAUAAGUGUUCCAGUGACAAAGCGAUCCAGGUUCCACGACACUUGAGUAGUGGCUUCAGAGUGGAUGCCUUAGAAAAAAGAGCGGCAGCGUCUGAGAGCAACAACUAUGUGAACCACAUGGCCAAGCAGUCUGAGGAGGCCUUCCCUCAGGAACAGCAGAAAGCUCCCCCUGUUGUUGGGGGCUUCAGUAACAAUGGGGGAAGCAAGGUGUUAGGGCUCAAGUACGAAGAAAUUGACUGCCUCAUAAAUGAUGAACACACAAUUAAAGGGAGACGAGAGGGGAAUGAAGUCUUUCUUCCAUUCACCUGGGUAGAGAAAUAUUUUGACGUUUACGGAAAGGUGGUUCAGUAUGAUGGCUAUGAUCGGUUUGAAUUCUCUCAUAGCUAUUCCAAAGUCUAUGCACAGAGAGCCCCUUAUCACCCUGAUGGUGUGUUUAUGUCCUUUGAAGGCUACAAUGUGGAAGUCCGAGACAGAGUCAAGUGCAUAAGUGGGGUUGAAGGUGUACCUUUAUCUACACAGUGGGGGCCUCAAGGCUAUUUCUACCCAAUCCAGAUUGCACAGUAUGGGUUAAGUCACUAUAGCAAGAAUCUAACUGAGAAACCUCCUCACAUAGAGGUAUAUGAAACAGCAGAAGACAGGGACAAAAACAGCAAGCCCAGUGACUGGACUGUGCCCAAGGGCUGCUUUAUGGCUAGUGUGGCUGAUAAGUCAAGAUUCACCAAUGUUAAACAGUUCAUUGCUCCAGAAACCAGUGAAGGUGUGUCCUUACAACUGGGGAACACAAAAGAUUUUAUUAUUUCAUUUGACCUCAAGUUCUUAACAAAUGGAAGUGUGUCUGUGGUUCUGGAAACAACAGAAAAGAAUCAGCUCUUCACUGUACAUUAUGUCUCAAAUACCCAGCUAAUUGCUUUUAAAGAAAGAGACAUAUACUAUGGCAUCGGGCCCAGAACAUCAUGGAGCACGGUUACCAGGGACCUGGUCACUGACCUCAGGAAAGGAGUGGGUCUUUCCAACACAAAAGCUGUCAAGCCAACAAGAAUAAUGCCCAAGAAGGUGGUUAGGUUGAUUGCGAAGGGAAAGGGCUUCCUUGACAACAUUACCAUCUCUACCACAGCCCACAUGGCUGCCUUCUUCGCUGCCAGUGACUGGCUGGUGAGGAACCAGGAUGAGAAAGGCGGCUGGCCGAUUAUGGUGACCCGUAAGUUAGGGGAAGGCUUCAAGUCUUUAGAGCCAGGGUGGUACUCCGCCAUGGCCCAAGGGCAAGCCAUUUCUACAUUAGUCAGGGCCUAUCUCUUAACAAAAGACCAUAUAUUCCUCAAUUCAGCUUUAAGGGCAACAGCCCCUUACAAGUUUCUGUCAGAGCAGCAUGGAGUCAAGGCUGUGUUUAUGAAUAAACAUGACUGGUAUGAAGAAUAUCCAACUACACCUAGCUCUUUUGUUUUAAAUGGCUUUAUGUAUUCUUUAAUUGGGCUGUAUGACUUAAAAGAAACUGCAGGGGAAAAACUCGGGAAAGAAGCGAGGUCCUUGUACGAGCGUGGCAUGGAAUCCCUUAAAGCCAUGCUCCCCUUGUACGACACUGGCUCAGGAACCAUCUACGACCUCCGGCACUUCAUGCUUGGCAUUGCCCCCAACCUGGCCCGCUGGGACUAUCACACCACCCACAUCAAUCAACUGCAGCUGCUCAGCACCAUUGAUGAGUCCCCAAUCUUCAAAGAAUUUGUCAAGAGGUGGAAGAGCUACCUUAAAGGCAGCCGGGCAAAGCACAACUAGAGCUCAGAACCAAAAUCCUCCGUCAGCCUCUGCUGUUCACAGAAACUAGAGGCUCUAUGUCAGCAGAGCAUAGGCACAUUUUAAAAGGUUGUAUACUAGGUUUUUGUGGAUUACAUCAGUGAUAAAUGAUCCUUAAAACCAGUCUUCUGAGAUAAUUGCAUUCCAUGGGUUUAGUGUUUAGACUGUCGUUGGCAUUUAGAGCAGAAAAGUGUUUAGUCAGUGAGCUGAAUGAAGAUAUUUAACUUGGCCUUGCUUAUGACCCUGUUCAGUUCCACAGCUAGUCCAGUUCUCUCGAUUGGGGAAAGACAACGGUAAGUAGCUCUUAAUGGCCAGCUGUCCAGCACUUGUCUGAAAACUUAGUAUGGGGCUCUUUUAAAAUGUGGUUAUUUAUGUUUAUGUUGAAAGCAGACUUUAAAAAAAUAAUGUGCUAAAAUACAGUAAAUAUGUACUUGUAGCCUGAAUAGUGGACUGUGUGCAACUUUAAAGAUGAUCUUUCUUUUCUAUAAAUUAAUUUCUUAGGGAUGGAUGAGCAUCUGUUGCAUUUGUUCAAGUUGUUAUAUAUGGAGAAUAUUUUGAAUUUAUGGUUUGCUUGAAGUGUGUAAAUUAAAAACACAACCAAUGUUCAGGCUUCACAGUUAUAUAAUGUAAGCACAACUAAAAUGAAACUUGUUGACUGCACAAGAAAUUACAAAACAGAACAAAAAUGUUAUCUGUUUUAUGAAACGAUCUACAAUCAGUAAAGAUUUGAUAAUCAGUAUACCCCCCUCCUUUACCCCCAUUGUGGUGGUUUCUUUUUGCCACUAUCUCAAAUUUUCUAUUCAUUUCAGACUACACUCGAGAGUUUUGUCUAUUUGGGGGGGACAUUUUGGGGAGAUUUGGGAAAUUUUACUAUAAACCUAAAUUUGUGGAGGAGGUAGUAAUUUUAAUAAGUCCACUACCACUGCCUUUCCAACAUUCUUUUCCUCUUUAAAGAAAAAUAUUAGGUCAGAUAUUAUAAGGCUUGUAGCAGAUUUUUUUCCUACUUAGAUCAUUCUUGGUCUACAGCUUUCCAAACUAUUGAUGUACACAAAAUACAUAGUUUUUAUGUAAGCGUUCCAAACUUUUCUGUAUCAGUGUUUUUUCUUUGCAGUUUUUAAUUUUAAAUUAUUUCAGCUCUUGGAUAAAAGUGAUGCUACUAUAUUAGCUGUACAUGUGUAAUCAGACCUUUAUUUGGGUUUUAUAUCUCUCAUACCUCACAUAAAUAGGCAUCAUAGCCCUCAUACCCUGGGCAAUGUCUGCUCUAGGACUUAGGCAGUAGGUCAGAACUGAGGGAGGUUGAUUUUGCUGUCUCUGUUUUAGUGUGUGACAAUACCUUAAAUCAAUACAGUAACUUAUACAGAUUGGAAAUGUGAGAUCCCGUACUUUCAGAGGACUGAGUCUGACACAUGUGGUGCAGUGUGUGUGUGUGUGACCUCUAUGAAAUGCACAUCAAGAGCAAGGUGGGCACCUGUCUGCCCACUGCAUCUUGACUGCACUCAGCCUACCAGCACCACUCAGAAAUGGGAAAAUGCAUACCUGCCUUUGUGCAAAAUACAUGUUAUAUCAGCAGCCGGAACAAAGACCCACAACUGACGUGAAAGUGUUAGCCACUAAGUCGUGUCCAACGCUUUAUGACCUCAUGGACUGUAGCCCACCAGGCUUCUCUGUCCAUGGAAUUCUCGAGGCAAGAAUACUAGAGUGAGUAGCAUUCCCUUGCUCCAGGGGAGCUUCCCAACCCAGGGAUCGAACCUGGGUCUCCUGCAUUGCAGGCAGAGUCUUUACCAUCUGAGCCGCCAGGGAAGCCCAUGGAAACUGUCCAUGGAAAAGUAAGUUGAAACUCCCAGUUUAUAUGACCACAAGUCAAUUUUGCCACAACACAACAGUUGUGGGGUGUUAGGUUUCCCUCUAGCUGUUGACCUUUGUAGUCUUCAUACAUUAGAUGUCUCAAUAAGAAUAUCUAGACUCCUUUUUUAAUUUUAUUUUCAGCACUCAAAAAUAAACUUUCUCCAGUCUGGAAAUCCUUUUUACUCCAUUGUAUUUGUUAUUAUUUAGAUCAGUCCAGAUUUCUGCCUUCUGUUUGCAUACUGCUACUUCAGAUUGAGGGAAUCAGUGAAAACAGUAUGGUACUGCUUCUGUGACAAAUAUCAGUGCCUUAACAAUGUGGCUGUCUUUUCUCACUGAAAAUAGAAAGACAUUUUGAUCUAGAAAUGGCAUUGCAAUUUCUUUGCUGUUGGUCUCAUCCUGCCUUCCAUGUUGCAACAGCAACUCUAUUUUUCCUGUGAUCCCAGGAUUUUCAGAGGGUGAGUUGAACCUGUAGUAUCCCUGGCAGUACAAACCAGUGGUUCUCAAACUUUAGAAUGCCUCACAAUCACCUGGGAGCUUAAUGAAAUACAGAUUCCAGAUAUCCAGUAAAUCUGCCUGUGAAGCUUGGUAGUCUGCAUUUUAAAAAUAAGCAUUCAGGUAAUUUUGAGGCAAAUGAUCUGAGGGACAGGUGGGGAAACACUGCCCAAGACCAUCCAUCAUUUUUGUUCCUUAACACCUAUGGAGUUUUCUAGGGUCUUAAAUCAUGCAAAAUGUUUAGUCUGAGAUUAGAGAGAAUGGGGAAGGUAUUUUACUAUUUUUUUAAAAAUUCUUUAAAUUUUUCCUUGUUCCAAGAUUAUGGGUAUUAGUUGUUUACACUUAUCUUGAGUUAGCUUUGAUGUUUAAAUAAAUCUGUUGCCACUUCAGUUAUAAAACCAGCCAAAAGUUCCCAGAUAAAGGUCAAGUUUGACCCUUUCAGAGUUACUGUACAUAAAGGCUUCAUCCAAAAACCAUCCAGUGUACAUGAGCAAAUACAAGAAAUGACACACAAGCACAACUCUCCAGACGUGGCAGUCCUUUUUCUUUAUAGGUGUGCAAAAGUUUCACUGAAAGCUGCUAUUUUCAUCCUCCUUGUGAUUGUUUUUCUUGUUUCUCCAUUGUACAUGUGGGUUAUAGACCAUGUGUUAAAUAUGCAAUAAAGUGUUUACUGGAUGCCCUUCUGAAGGGUAGUCCUUUGUAAAGCUGUACAGACUUUGCAGUUUAAGCACAAUGUGCACAUGUUAGUUUUAUAUACAGCAAAACUUGAUUUUUUGCAGAUGGAAAGGUAUUUUGUUUCUAUACAAAGUAAAUGGAUUGUUUGUGCUUAAUGUAAAGCUGCUUUAUAUAAUUGUAAAAUAAAGUUUUUAUCUUAAAAGAACUAUA